AUGUCUGCCCCCGCUGCUUUCUCUGACAUCGCCAAGGCGACCAACGAUCUCCUGAACAAGGAUUUCUACCACGCCGCUGCCGCCAACCUUGAGGUUAAGUCCAAGGCCCCCAACGGUGUCACCUUCACCGUCAAGGGAAAGUCUGCCCACGAGGGUCCCAUUGCUGGCCAGCUCGAGGCCAAAUACGUUGACGCGCCCACUGGUAAAGACCCCUUGAAAAAUCCCCCGGAUCCCGACGCGCGCGUGGUUCCCAAACCCUUGCAAUAUGGAUGCCGGAUCCCAUUAGCGCGCGGGCUGAAUCUGUUUAUUCUUUCGACCUUCCCACGUCACAGUGUAAGGCUAAUAUACUCCCACCGACCAGGCCUCACCCUCACCCAGGCGUGGACCACCUCCAACGCCCUCGACACCAAGCUCGAGCUCGACAACAACAUCGCCAAGGGCCUCAAGGCUGAGAUCCUCACCCAGUACCAGCCCGCUAAGCAGUCCAAGGGCGCCAAGCUCAACCUGUACUUCAAGCAGCCCAACCUGAACGCCCGUGCCUUCUUCGACCUCCUGAACGGCCCUACCGCCAACUUCGACGCUGUUCUCGGCCACGAGGGCUUCCUCGUCGGUGCUGAGGGUGGCUACGACGUCAACAAGGCCGCUAUCACCAAGUACUCCGCUGCCGUCGGCUACAGCGUUGCCCAGUACUCCGCUGCCAUCACCGCCAGCAACAACCUCUCCCUCUUCUCCGCCAGCUACUACCACCGCGUCAACGCUCAGGUUGAGGCCGGUGCCAAGGCUUCCUGGGACUCCACCUCCGGCAACGCUGUCGGUCUCGAGGUUGCCAGCAAGUACCGCCUUGACCCCUCUUCCUUCGCCAAGGCCAAGAUCAACGACCGUGGUAUCGCCGCUCUGGCCUACAACGUUCUCCUCCGCCCCGGUGUCACUCUCGGCCUCGGUGCUUCCCUCGACACCCAGAACCUUAACCAGGCUGCCCACAAGGUCGGCGCCAGCUUCACCUUCGAGGCUUAA
Messenger RNA from Penicillium olsonii, 1014 nucleotides. The record is from the annotation of a GenBank genome assembly. Lineage: Eukaryota; Fungi; Ascomycota; Eurotiomycetes; Eurotiales; Aspergillaceae.